Molecule: messenger RNA, 7983 nt
Organism: Homarus americanus (American lobster)
Lineage: Eukaryota; Metazoa; Arthropoda; Malacostraca; Decapoda; Nephropidae
Product: colorectal mutant cancer protein-like
Exons: 15
Coding region: 510-3836 (1108 amino acids)
Molecular function (GO): calcium ion binding
Source: RefSeq, a predicted model, not a curated record
UCACUCAGUCGUGUGUGUUGUGCCGUGGAGUGAAGGUGUCCCGACCUGCUGCUUGUGUUUAGAAAAGUCCUCGACGUUUCCUCCCUCGGUGCUUCCUCACGUGAGGCUUAAACACGUCUUAAAGACUAACGAAAGAGCGAGUGAUCUACGUGUCUGAUAAUAAAAUUUGAGUGUGAAGGGAUCGUGUGCGUGAAGGUGUACGAGGUGAAGUGUUGUGUGUAGCGGUGGAUGUUGAUACACCGUCGACCAUAACACUGUUGGCCACUUCUCUCCUGACAAGGCAGGUGAGGGUCGUCUUGGGCUUAUGCUGCCUCAAGUGACUCUAGAUCACCACCAGGAGCUGCUCGUCUUCCACCUGCAGGCGGUCGCUACCACGAUGGGUGAGAGUGUAAACAGGAGCCAGACAGGCGUCAAAGUGUAGACAGGUGUGAAGGCGUAGACAAGAGCCAGGCAGGUGUGAGAGUGUAGACAGAAGCCGGGCAAGUGUGAGGACAGAUGAGUGGUGCAAAAUGUCAGACUCGGGGAGCGGGGAGAGUCAGGGGUCUUGUGGCUGUACCUGUGACGGGGAGUGCGGCAUGUCGCUCUCUCCGGCCUCCUCCCGCCGCGGGGCAGAGUCCACCUCCGGCUGCCCUUCGUCGUCAGAUUACCUGCCUUCAGAUCCCAUCUCCGGCAGCCUUUCGCCAGUCAUAGACACACGCACCACGGAGCCUCACACGGUCACCAGACGAGGCCGGCAUAGUCCGCCCCCGCCCUUACCUGAGAAACGAAAGCCCCGCGACCCCUCCGUCCAGCAGCGGCGGAUCAAAAUGCCUCAAGCAGAAGACCCUGGCGGUGUCGUUCGCCCGCGGAUGAUGAUGUCGUCUUCAGGGUGUCCCUCACCACAGGGCAGGUGCUGGUGGGAUCAUCAGCAGCUGUCGCCGGGGAGCUGUGCCUCAGGGUACUGGGAACAACACCAGCAGGAGGACCCAGGAGGCGGCCGGGGGCACAGGACUCCAUCACCUGACUCUGGCGGGUCGGAGGAAAUGGAGCAGAUGAAGGCGCUCUUUAAUGCUUGUGAUACUGAUGGCGACGGCUACAUCACCAGCGCCAACUUGUGCGGUAUGCUUUCCAUGUUGGGUCUGGAAGGUUCGGGAGACACACUGGCAAGGGAGCUGGGUGGUGACAGGCGAGGACGUGUGUCUCUUAAUGCUUUCCUCGCCUCCCGUAAACAUCUGGCUCACGAGGUUAAUGCCAUCCGUAGUGAAGGUGGCGGCAGCUGGACUCCUGAGUUGUGGUCAGGUGGUUCAGAAGGAGGUGACGUUGACCCCUCCCUCCUCCUGCAACGGCCCCCUUCCUCCCUGCUGGAUGUGCCCGGGCCAGGGAGGAGGCGACAGGGGAUGGCCCUGAGUUAUCGUCGACAUACAAGCAGACAAGUCCUCGAAGCUACCAAUAAGCUACACCUGGCGGCGCUGGGGUCCCUCAAGGGGGAGAUCAUGGAGCUGUCCUCCAGGCUUAAGAUGAUCUCCCAGGAGCGAGACAUGUUGGAGAAGACCCUCACCGUCACCCAGCUGGAGAAGGUGAGGGUAGAGCGUGAAAGUGAAGACCGUCUCGACUCACAAGCUCAGCGGUACGAGGAGCGACUCACUGAGCUUCACUCCGUCAUCGCUGAACUGUCUCGUAAGAUUGACCAGCAGAGGAUCAAUGUCAUAGCUGAAGAGGAAGUGGUGGUCGAGGAAUAUUCCCAGUCAGAACUCUCACAUGACCAACACGAUGCUACGGAAGAUUCAACGAGUGAAGCCGUGGAGUCAGAGGAACACAUGGAGGAGCCACGAGACCACACGGCCACUGACGCCUCCACCUCCUGUGACAUAGAUGACCGGGCUGUCGAGAUGAGAGCAGCUGACAGGACCAUAUCACAACAGGCUGGUGAAGGAAUAGCAGACCUUGAUGUGAGUGAGUGUCCACGAGGGAGCGGAGACACCAGCAGCUGCCGGGCGUCGGGGGACGAUGCUUGCCGGUCCCUCAGUGCCCUGGAGGAGGAACUCAAGGUCCUGCGGGAGGAAAAUAAUAGCCUGCAACAUGCUCUGGCCCUUGCCCAGCACAACACCUCCACACACCGUAGUACCAUCACUGCUCUCACCCAGGAGAGAGAUGCUCUCUGUAAGAAGUUACGGGAAUAUCAGAGGAUGCAGCCCGCUAUGCCUCCUCAAGCCCUGCAAGUUGCUGAUGCAGUGACAGUACGAGGGCUACGGGGAACACCUCUGGCGGCCUUCACCGUCACCUCUGGGGGGUCAGGGCUCAGCGGGUCAGGACCGGGCACUGUCUCUCCCUCACCCUCACCACAGCCACCAGAGAGCCACACACCCACCCAGGACGACACACCUAUUAUAUGUAGAUUAGCUGAACGGGUCAGACUAAAGAAAGCUGAGAGUGGAGACCUGAGAAUAACAGGGACAGAUCUGAGUAGUGUGGGUGUGUGGACAACCGCUGUUGCCGAGCAGUUAGUCGCAGGUGUACAGGAAGACAGUGAUGCCCAGGAGCUGUACCAUGCUCUGGCUACUGCUGGGGGAGCAUUAGCCCCUCAUGAGAGGUUAAAGGAGUUUGAAGUGGAGAUAGAAAGACUUCAUGCAAAAGUGGACCAUUUGAAAGCACAGAAUGAUGUGUUGGCCAUUACUCUGAGUGAAUCUAAAUCACACUGUGAUCAUUUAAGUAUCCUGAUGGGUAAAUAUGAAUCAAACUCUAUAGCAUUACAGUUAGCAGUGACAAAUUUAGACCAGACUAUAGAAGCUUACGAAGUGUUGGUAGCGCUACUAGAAAGUGAAAUUGGUUUAUUAUUAGCGAGCUGUAAAGCCGCAGGUGUGGGGGUGAAGCGGACUGGUGGUGGUGCAGGGGGGGGCUGGAGCUAUGCUGACCAGGAUGAUCUUGUGGCUCUAGUAAAGAGAGCACAGGAACAACGAAGAUCAACAGAAAAUGUUGCUCGUCACCUGCUGUCUCGCCUGGACCGAUCAGAGUGUCAACAGUCGGACACAGAGAGCUGGAAUGAAGCUGGUAUCAUCCAUAAUACUAGUACGGGUUCAUCCACAUCCAGCGGUGUUGAUUCUGAUGUGAGUCGAGGAGAGGAACACCGACUUCGCGAGACCAUCAACAGACUCAAAGACGAGCGAGGGCAUGUGUCAGCCUCCCUCCUCCCUCUUGAGUCCCUCCAUGUCGACCCCCUCACCAAACACUAUCCUCUCAGCCUUAACGAUGCACACAAACUCGACCUUGAGAAUGCUGUGUUGAUGCAGGAGUUGACAGCAAUGAGAGAAGACCGUGCUGAACUCAGAGCCCAGGUUUAUCUUAUGGAGAGAGAGAAGGCAGGUCUGGAGCUGAGAGUAGGUACGUGUGAGGCUCAGGCAGCAGCUUACUGUGCUACUAUUGACCACCUUAAGUCAGAGCUGGCACAGGGCCGCCCAGGAGGCAACCAGGAUGGUGAAGGAGACGGGGACAGCGGCGUUGACUCGUCUUCCCCGGAGAUCAUGGAGGCUCUUAGACGAGAGAGGCAGCUGAAGGGUCGAGUGCAGGACCUGGUCACCACCCUGGAGAAGGUGACCAAGAACUCUGAGGCGAGACACAUGCAGUCACAAGAGUUCAUCAAUGAUCUUAAAAAGGCUAAUGGAGCAUUGUUGACGGCCGUGGAUCGACUUAAAAAGAAGUAUGCCUUAAAGGUGAAGAGAAUGGAGCAGCAAAUGAUGGGUAUGGUUGACAGACAUGCCCACCAGGUUCGAGUUCUGAAGCAGAAGAUCUCCACGUUAGAGGAUGACCCGAGCAUCAGACACACACAAAUGAUCUCGACUGCCAGUGAGACAUCACUCUGAGGACAUAGAUCGGUUAAAUACAUAUAAUUUUUAACUUUUGUUACUUCUCUCAUUGUUAAAUUGAGGCUAUGAGGGUAAAAAGGGAAGGUCAACCAAAAUAAUGUUUCGAGAUAUGAAUGAUUUUGUUUUGAAUGAAAAUGGACUCAAAUACAAUAGGAAAUUUAGUGCACUUUCAGAUUAUGUUGCAUCAGACAGGUUUAAGUUGGUUGAUUGGCCCCUCUUACCCUGAGUGCCUCAAUUGUAAAACUUUUUUAUAAUAAUAUUCCAUUCAUUGACAUAUGGUUUACAGCUACAGUUUGAGUGCCUCCUCCUUCACCAUUCCAAGAUUACAAUGACUUAGGAUGUAUGAAAGUUCUUAACUGAUGUAGAUGAAAGACAAAUGUACAGUUUAAUUACUGUAAACGUAAUAAAUAUGUUGGAGGUCACAGACAACGUGUAGAAAAUCAGAGGCGCACAAGUGACUACAAGAAAACUGGCCCUUUUUAUUUUUUCUAUUGAGUUAAAAUUUCAUCUUAAUUACUUAUACUGUAUUGUAUAAUAUUGGGAUUCAAAACUUUAAAGAAUAAGGAAUGAAUAAUGUUUUAGUUACUAAAGUCUUACGGUAUCAAGAAAAAAUUUACAGCAUCCUUGAAGACAAAAUUAUCUCUUAAUUCAGAUAAAAAAAAAAGAUGUAUUAUCAAAACUAAAAAUCAAAAAUCAGAAAUGGCCUUAUAUAUAUUUUUUGGUCUGCUACAUUACCAUCGAGAACGGUCAACACUGUUUCUGACUUUAGUUUUGGAGAAUCUUUGUUGCCCAGAGUGUGUGAUGGACUGCUGACAGGUUACACAAGCACAGAACCUCAGGAAAUAAUCAGGGAAAAUCCUAUAACUGAAAACCUGUACUGAAAAAAUUCUUAUGGGAUAAAUAAUUAAGUGAGAUGAAAAGCAGCUAAUGAGAGUUUGGAAUGUUAUGGAGUAGAGAUCAACACAGGAACAUGAAGUUAUUUAACAGGGCUAUUGUGAAGACCAGACACCUUCGCUUAUCUCACAUGAUGGUUAAACACCCUAAUAAGGUUGGGAAUCUUUAGCUGCCAGUUAAGGAUUAAUGACCCAAGUAAACUAAAUUGGGGUGCCUAAUCUAAAUGAGGUCCCUCAACAUAUGCAAAUCAAAGUUUCUCACUGAAAGGUUGGAAAUUUGCAGUGUGCUACAGUAUUUAUCAAGCAAAGGAAUACAAUAAAAGUCAUGGAUUUUUCUCGUGUAUAAUGUACAAAUUUUGCUUCAUGACAGGCUACAGUAUUUACCUUCAGCAAACACAAACUUAUAGUACCCCCAUAUAAUGAACAUCCUCAGUAUAUUUUUCUGUGAAUCCUUUUGUGGAUUAUUUACUGAGUGUGGCCCAGGUAGGCUGAGUGUGGCCCAGGUAGACUGAGUGAGGCCCAGGUAGGUUGAGUAUGGCCCAGGUAGGUUGAGUGUGGCCCAGGUAGGCUGAGUGUGACCCAGGUAGGCUAAGUGUGGUGCAGGCUGUGAAGCAAGUGAAGUGAAGGGUGAUAGACAUCAUUUGUUUCUCAACUUUUACAUCAUUAUUUUUUACUGUGGAAAGACAAUAUUAAUUUUCUUUAUUGUGGACUCAUAAAUCUAGAAACAGUAAUCUCAUAUUGUUGAAAAUAAUGCUAAAGCUGAUAUAUUACACAGACAUUUAGUAAAGAUUAUUAAUAUUUCAUAUACAAGUCAUGAAAUCAUUGGGUGCCAAACUAGUCCAAAUGCAUUAUUAGGAAAAUAAAUCUGUAAAGUACAAAGUUGUUGCAACUCCUGAUACUGUAGUCAACAAGUAUGGUAAUCUACCUGUUGAUGUAGGUACAGUCUGCCUGCACUUGUACCUGGUACAGUGGCUGGUGCAUUCUGUGAGAUGUGGCAACUCUGUAGAAUGCUUCUCUAGCAUGCUUAGUGUGGCUAUUAUUAUGAGGUUCCUUAAGGCCAUUCCAGAAGUCUUAAUACGACGUAAACAAAUCCGCAGAUGCCACAUCUCACAAAACACACCAGCCACUGUAGUAGCAAGUAUAAGUGCAGGUGACUGUACAUAGUAAGAUGGUAAAUUAUUGUUUUGUUCUGUUGCAUUACUCACACUGUGGGUUCGGUACUGUUGUGUGUGCACCGUCAUUUUCAGCAAAUGAAUUUAUGUUUAAUAAAAAACAUGGAAAAACUUGCUGGAUAUUAUGGCUGUACAGCGGGAACCAGAGUCCCAUAGUUCAGUAUUAGACAUCAUAAUAAGAAUAACAAAUAGUAGAAAAUAUUUUAUUCCAUGAUAAACCUGACACCAAAGUUUAUGUCUGGUUUUUCUGGGACGAUAAUCAUGGGAUCUUCUUAUUAAUUUGCUUAUUGUUUAUGGAUUCUCACGAGGUCCUUGGAGAUUGUUCCUUCCUAAUAUGUGACUCAUCCCUGGCUGGCAAAUUAACCUGCUGGUGGCCACACAAUCUAGUACAGUAUAACAACAAGCAUAUUAAUUCAUCCCUCCUGCACCAAUCUUUUGCACAAUCAGUCCAGUAACUAAUGCCUUGAUCAUGCAAAAACAAAUACAUAAUUGAUAACUGUUCAUUUCUGGGGAUAUCAGGAUCUGAUAAAUGCAUGUUAUUCAUCAGCUUAUAGAUGUCUUAGUGAGACACAAACAUGUAGAUAUCAUCCUCUAUUGUUCUGGAGAAAUCUGAGUUUUUACGUUUAUUGUAUAUCCCUGUGCCAGAAUGUGAUGUUGCUAAGUACAGUACUUUACUCUCCAUUCUAAAUGAUGCAUCAGACUAGUAACUCAGCUUCUGUAGGAUUACAGUACAGUAUAUAAAAGUGUCAGUAAGAUUGCAUGUAUCUAGUUACAUGCAUCUCCCCCCCCCCCAGUCAUGGCCAUGAGGUCUUCUAUACGUAUUUGUUUUUUAAUUUCAUUGUAAAAUUUUAGAGUAUUUUAACCAAGUGAAGUCAUUUUCUACAUUUCAAUGAGGACUGUGGAGUCAAAUGAUUUUCAUUUGGACACCUAUUAACAUGCAAUUUUCUUUUAAUAGGCUUACUUGUUGUUUUUAUUUUAAAUGCACAGUAAUAUUAAAAUACCAAAUGUACUACAAAAUCUAGUGGCCUCUUUUGUGAUAUAUAAAAUUCCUGAAAAUUGCUUUUUGUGCAUAUAUUUUGCUGCAGUAUAAAGAGCAUUCAACGUGAUAAUAAUAAUGAAAUUCAGCGUUAGUUGGUGUUACCAGACAAGCGACAGAAUGUGUGACACAACAUACAGGGAUAAUGUGUUGGCACGCGAGUCAACAUGCUCCUCAACGCUGUACAGUACAUAUGUGCAUUUAACAACAUUUCUUCCACUAUUGAUAAUUUAUGUCCGUAGUGCAUAAAGUUUGUUUUUAUACUAAACAUUAACUAGAGAUAGAGUGAUAAUACAGUAUUGAUGAGCGGCGACCUGUAGAGAGAGGGUAGGAACAAGUGUUGAUAGUAUAUAUACACACUGCAUCUGUGAUAUCACCUGUGGUAAAAUGCUGAAGACUUAACACUGUAACACAAGGCUGUUGACAGAAAGUUACACCCAUUGUAAGUUUAAUAGUUGAUGGACUGGUGUAAUUACUAACAUUGAUACAUGCUUAAAGACCUUAGUUGUUGAAGUGCAGUGAUAACAUAACAUCAAUGGUAUCAUGAAAUGGUCUUCAAAUUAUUAAGUUUAUAUAUUGUGUUUACUUCACUUCCAUCAUCCUUCCUCAUAUUAUUUUGUAUUUAUACAUUAAUAAGUAUUUUUGCAUGCUUUAAAACAUCUACUUUACCUUACCUGAAAUACAAAGCAAUAAUACACAAUAAAGAUCCUUCAUGUGGACAGAAGAGGAUCAUGUUAAUGAUAAACUUCCUUUAUCAUCAACAGUUUUUAAUUCUGUAUAUUAGCCUCAUGUCUUAUGUUUAGUAGACCAGUGCUAAACAAGAGCUCGGAGGACAAAGUGUCAAACCAACAUAUUCAGAGUUCCAGUGUUAAGUUUUCAUUAUUUACUUACUAUUGCUGACAAAGCAAUUCAGGUGAUACAGAAGGCAUCUUUCUGUACGCAUUAUGAAAUUAGUUUAUAUGUAAAUUAUCUAUGAAAUUGUAUUAUAAAAAUAGACUAACUUUGUAUUGAAAUACAAUAUAAUAAAAUAAAUGAAAAGAUAA